AGAAGCUCAAACUCUACGGUCAGUAUCAUGAUGACUUCUACUCAACAGCAUCAUCGAUGGCAUCAACUACAAAGCAAAUAGACACUCUUGAUCUCUAUGCUGAUCCCAGUGAACGUCCGUCUGCAUUACGUCACCUUGCUCAGUCCCUUUGUACAUGUUGUAAGAUGAAUCAGCAUCAUGAUGACUUCUACUCUUCAUCAUCCUCGAUGGCCUCGACUGCAAAGGAUGAAUGCAACACGAGGUCAACUGUGACUAAUCUGACCGUUACUGAUAUGGCACUAAGAGAAUGGCAGGAUUGUGGUUCGAUGUUUGACAAUGUGAAGAGGAUCACCAUACAGGUAUGGCCCAAGAUCAGAUGUGACGUCAUCCAGAGGAUCCAUCUACCAGCAGCGACAGAGCUCACUAUUCAAACAUAUGAGUAUGGUUGUUACCCAGCUUCUCUCCACGAUGAUCCCACCUCACUACCCAAUGCUCUCCACACGGUCUCAUCUCAGCUUGUCAAGGUCACAUUCCUAGAACUCGACAUCGGUAACUAUCAGACCAAACGCAUCAUUCAAGCUUUCAAAUCAACACACGAUCUCAAAAAUCUGAGGAUCCUGGGAUUCAUAAGAUGUGGGACUGAUGAGAGCUUAGAUCCUUCUAGCAUUGAUUCUAAUGAUGAACAUAGGAUACAGGUGGAGAUAGUACAUGGCAAACCAGAGAGGUAAG
This is a messenger RNA of Lytechinus variegatus (green sea urchin), 708 nucleotides long. RefSeq lists its product as uncharacterized. Bases 57 to 707 code for a protein of 216 amino acids. The transcript has 4 exons. NCBI's taxonomy places the organism in Eukaryota, Metazoa, Echinodermata, Echinoidea, Temnopleuroida, Toxopneustidae. The record is from RefSeq and is a predicted model, not a curated record.